Messenger RNA from Protopolystoma xenopodis, 420 nucleotides. The record is from the annotation of a GenBank genome assembly. Lineage: Eukaryota; Metazoa; Platyhelminthes; Monogenea; Polystomatidea; Polystomatidae.
AUGAAGAUACAAGACCUGGCUGGCCACGAUUUGCUAGCAAUCUUUUCCUCUGAGUCCCGAUUCUAUAUGGGCUCGUCAGGCGACUUGGGCAUGACGAAACCGAAUCUGGCUCAGAUUUCGCCCCAUUACUGUAAAUUAUUGCGCUAUCUUAUCGGGACGGCGUCGAUGCUUUCGCGUGGCCGGCGUUCCACUGUAGAGCUAACACGAGUGCGAAGCCAAUUGACGUGGAAAUAUUAUGGAGACGGUGCCAAGCCCAUUCUUCCCAACAGAGGGGCAUUAUGGCUGCUCGAAGCUGGCAUGCUUCUCUUCUUCAUGUCGAAUGGAUGCAAGCUCGGUGAGCAGCUCGAAUGUCCUUUCACAGUCAUUUUACAUAAAAGAGCUGUAUUUACCCUAUUUCGUUUGAGAUGCUGUUAUGAGUAG